AUGAAGGACGGCGUUUCCCUGGAGAACCUCCCACACCAGCUGCGGACCUGCGGGGGGAACGUCCUGGUCGUCGUCCCUGGUCGUGCGCCGAUCUGCCUCCGGUGCCACCGAGCGGGGCACAUACGCCGAGACUGCAGGGUGCCCCGGUGUAACCUGUGCCAGGCCUUCGGACACGAGGCCUCGUCGUGCGUGAAGACGUACGCCCGCGUCACUGGCAACAACACCGCCGUGGCGUCGGACGACGCCGAGUGCAUGGACGUGUUCGUGGCCGAGAGAGCAGCAACAGCGACGACGCCGACAGACCAGCAAACCCAGGGUGGGCCCGCAGAGAACGACAGAGUCUGUGAUGAGGCGAAACCAAGACCCUCGCCCUGGGCAUCACAAGUAAAGGCGGCCCCCGAGGUACUCGAAGAAGUCGCGGCUGAAAAGGUGACAAACACUCCAGACCUCCCAGCGGCAACCGCCGUGCCGGGGGACGAUGACGGCAAGGACCAUGUCGACGAAGACGUCGGGACAACCGUUCACGACGAAGUCAAGGGCCAGGGUGACGACGACGGCAAGCCCGAGGGCGAAGGUGGCGUCGACGCCAGGCUCAAGGACGCGGAGACUGGAGCGGCGAGGCGACGGCACGAAGGCGUAAGCUCCAAGAUCGCCGACAGGGAACUGCGACGCCUCGAGCGCGUGUGGGCUGGCAACGGGGGACUUAACCCUCAACGGUUGAGGUCUCGCCAGCGCAGGGAGGAGCAACCGAAGUGA
This is a messenger RNA of Ixodes scapularis (black-legged tick), 756 nucleotides long. RefSeq lists its product as uncharacterized. The transcript has 2 exons. Lineage: Eukaryota; Metazoa; Arthropoda; Arachnida; Ixodida; Ixodidae. Gene Ontology annotation, molecular function: nucleic acid binding; zinc ion binding. The record is from RefSeq and is a predicted model, not a curated record. Bases 1 to 756 code for a protein of 251 amino acids.